AUGGAUACCUGUAGGAAGAUAAACUCGAAUAAGGCGGUUGGUGUAGACGGUAUACCAGGAACGGCGGUAAAAGCAUUGGUGGAGAGGAGAAUAGAGAAAGUGUUGAAAGUGUUGAAUACCGUGAAAGACACGGGCAAGAUCCCGGCGAAAUGGAAGAUAGUUCAGGAAAAGGGUGCACUUAAUAAAGUCUGGGAGCACACGUUUAAGAACCUGAUCGAGGAAAGCCUGAGAUUGGACCCAUUUCAUGAUGACCAGUAUGGGUUCAGGAAAAGAGUGAGUAUGGUGGACGCCCUGUGCCGAGUAAUGGAUCUUGCUGACUGGUUCAAAAUAAGAAAUAGGAUUUGUGUGUUGGCGGCGGUGUACGCGAAGAACGCGUUCAACACUCUCAGCUGGAGUAAGAUCUUGGAAAAAGCAGAAUCUAGAGAGAUAUCCAGGAAAUUGGUAACGCUCCUUGAGAAUAAUUUCGAGGACAGAUAG
This is a messenger RNA of Bombus pascuorum, 477 nucleotides long. RefSeq lists its product as uncharacterized. NCBI's taxonomy places the organism in Eukaryota, Metazoa, Arthropoda, Insecta, Hymenoptera, Apidae. Bases 1 to 477 code for a protein of 158 amino acids. The transcript has 2 exons. The record is from RefSeq and is a predicted model, not a curated record.